AUGUGCGUCCAGAGCCAGUCACUUUGGACGGUUGCGAAAUCCAAACUCGACGACGUUGACCGGGACCUGCUGGCCUUCGAUAGCGACAAUGAUAUCAAGAGAACUGGACAAAACGAGCUUGAGAUAUUGGAGAGACUUGAGCAAACUACUCGGGAAGCAUACGAUACAUGCAUCCAUAAGAGAUGGAAAAUCACCAUCCCAGGAAAAGGGAAGAAAGUUAUAAUUCGUGACCUACUGAGCAAAGUCGUGCGCUGGAUUGAGCUAUUCAAAUCAGUGGGCGAUCAAUUUGUGCAGUAUGACCCGGGCCACGCUGCCUUACCAUGGGCCGGAGCUCGGUUCUUGUUGCAGAUUGUUAUCAACGAUUUCAGCAAAUUCGAUUUCGUUGUGCAGGGUGCCGAAAGAAUUGCCAAAAUGACCGCACGAUAUAGAAUCAUCGAGAAGAUUUACAUCCAAAAACGUUCAGCUACCUCGGAACAGCUUGAGCAGGCGGUGGUGAGGGUGUAUGGCUCAAUCCUCAAAUAUCUCGUUGAAGCCAAGCGCUAUUUUGAACAUAAAACAGGAGGUGAGCUUAUAUUGCCAAGUUCGAUGGUAGCUGGAGAAAGCUCACAAUCUUUAGUGCGACUUUUGAAAAGUGGGCUCCUUGGCCAGGAUGAUUUCCAGGAGCUUUUGGACAAAAUGGAAGCGGACGAGAAAUUGGUAGACCGAUGUGCGAGUUUGGUUCAAGGUGAGACCAUGGUUGAUCAGUCGAUCAUAAUAGUGAACAAUAAUAUUGCCUCUCAUCUUGCGACCUUGUCGUUAGAGAUGGAGACCUUUCAUUCACUGCGAGAUACGCUCAGUCGGAUGGAACAGCCACUCUCACAGGUGUUCUUCCACUUGAACAAGGUCGAGGAUCAUUUGGACAGUAUACAGCGACGACAGAUGUUGGACUGGUUGUCUACUCAGCCGUAUCUUGACUACCACACCACGAUCAAAUUUAGAGUCCUGGACGGAACAUGCCAAUGGGUUCUGCAACAUCCAAGUUUCACUGAAUGGAAAGGCGAGAGCACAAAUUCGCUGCUCUGGCUUCAUGGUGCUCAGGGUGCGGGCAAAAGCUGCUUAGCAUCGAUGGUCAUUGAUGAUGGCAUGAAUGUCUCCUGUCAGAUUGAAGACUUUGCUCAAGCCUACUUUUAUUGUUCUCGCAACACUGCCGAGUCCCAACGUGCGAAUGCACAGAGUAUUCUCGGAUGUAUUGCGCGUCAGCUUUCUAGCCCAUCUUCAAACCAGCCCCUUGCUCCCCCAACAGUUUCUCUUUACAGGAAAUUACACCUGGCAGAUGGUUCCACGAGAGUUCCGAAUCUGUGUGAGUGCCGUGAUUUAAUCGUUGAACUGACCGAAGUCUAUUCCCGGACCACCAUUGUGAUGGACGCUCUGGAUGAGUGUAGUAGAGACGAGCGUGCAGAACUCGUCGAGGCCCUGGAGUAUAUUAUCGACAACUCGACUAGCCUCGUCAAGAUCUUUGUCACUUCGCGCGAAGAAGGUGACUUGAGGUUAUCUAUCCAGGCGCAUUCGGGGGUUCAGGUGACGUGGGUAGAGAAUGGGUCCGAUAUCGAGAAAUUUGUGAAUUUUGAAACGGACAGGCUUGUGGCAAAGAACCAGCUACUUGGCUCUAUCCGAGUCAAAUCCACAAAAGAUGAUCUGAAGGCGUUGAUCAAAGAAGAUACUAUUUCUAAGGCUAACGGAAUGUUCCGUUGGGCCCAAUUGCAGCUGCAGAGUCUUCGUUGGAUUCGUACGGAGAGAGAUAUUCGAUUCGCUAUGUCGACAAUCCCGCGCCCACUCAGCGAGCUAUACGAGGACCUCUACAAAAAAGCACUCGAAAGCACCGAAGAAACAGAUCGGGUUUUGUUCCAAAACACGCUGAAAUGGAUGCUAUGCACGACGCGGGUUUUCGGUUGGGAAGACUUCUCCCAAGCUAUCACGAGCUUCGUGGAAAUUGAGACAUACGAGAUCGACGAAGACUUUAUCUUGGAUCUGUUCAGCAAUUUCGUGAUCUCUCAGACAACCCAAGAUGGAAACCGGACCUUCCGCUUCGCCCAUCUGUCAGUGCGAGAAUUCUUAGAAACCAAGCCCGAAUACUCCACGGAAUCCAGCAACGCCUUUGCCGCGGAGGUAUGCUUGUUGAAACUGAUCGGAGCUUCCGGGUCGCCUAGUGCAGAACAAUUCCUCAGCAGACUAGGCCUCAGCGAUGAAAGCACCGUAAAUUUGUCAGAUAUCGACUCUUACAGGAAAGGCAUACAUGACUACUCCUUGCGAAAUUGGAAUGUACACUGUGUGUAUGCUGGCGAAGUGAAUCGGUCGAACGAAGAACUACACCUUUUUCACCUCCUGCGCUAUUUUCUAUUUGAUGAUUCGGAUCCGAACUGUCCACUAAAGUGUUGGGUCCAUUCUCGUCAGCGCCGCAAAAUGGAAAGCGUAACCGGAUCGCACCUUCUCGGGCUGUUGCAAAAUUAUCAUCGAUCUUGGGACCGGGCAUUUUUGCUUUCCUGCGUCUUCGGCUUCGGUGAAGUUCUUCGCAUCGAUCACUAUCAUGAGCUGGAUGACGACGUCAAAGAAGCAUGUAUUUUGGCGGCCGUUACACACUCCCAGUAUCAUAUCUGGGAGUAUUUGAUGGGAGAAAUAAAAGGCCGAUUACUGCAAAAGCGCGUUUUGAACGCACUAGUCGAAAACGACGACAUUGAGCCGCUCAAAUGGUUCUUGACUUUCGUCGAGCCUGACCUGAUUACCGGACCGGUCAUUGUAAAUGCGCAUCAGGCAGAUAAGGAAAUAAUUGAGCUGUUGCUUGAUUAUAAUAAAAGUCUCCACAUUACGACGGAGCUCAUCGAAGAAUGUAGGUCGUCUUACACGGCCAUUGAAGCACUUCUCAGCCGAGCCCCCGAUGUCGUAGUCACCUCUGAGAUACUCAAGAAUGCUAUAGCCGCCAUACCCAUUGAGCACCUGAGAGAAAUUCUUCACAAGAAUGAUGAAUCGAUCAUUACAUGUGAAAUUAUCGCAUCGGCUAGCUAUUACGCUGGUUUGAGAGAAGGGAUGCGAGCCAAAAUAGAGCUUUUGUUGGAAUGCGCUGGGCAGAUCAAAGGGACCGAGAGGGCUAUGAUUCAAGCCGUUGCCUCACGCGACAACUCUGAGGCGAUCGAAAUUCUCAUCAAUCACGGUUGGCCGGUAACAGAAAACGUUAUGGUGAAAGCUGCGACACGGGGAAGAAUCGCUCCUCUCGAGCUCCUGCUCAAGGCUGGAGGCCCAAUUACGUCCAAAGUGAUUGUUGGUGGAGCGCGGAAUCUUGAUGAUGGGCCUCAAAUGGUCAAGCUCCUUGUAUCCUUGACGAACCGACCGUUAGAUGAUGAAUUAUGGGUCCAGAUGAUGCUGCAAUGCGCUCAAAAUACAUGGGGGAAUCCGGAAACUCUUCAAGCGCUCCUGGAAAUGAAACCUGGUCUGAAGGUUUCAGAAGAGGUUUUGAUUGCUUUCACGGAAAAUUCCAUCAAAGGGAACACCAUUCUGGAUGUCAUUCUGGAGGACAACCGAGAGAUACAGGUUACUGAUGCGGUGAUUGUAAAUGCAUUGAAAAGGUUGGACUACACCGAAACCAUAUCAAAGCUUCUCAACCGACACGGCGCUACGAAUAUUUCGAGCCAGAUGCUACUUGGUGCUGCUCAGAACUGUCGAUUCGGAGAUGAAAUGACAAAGCUUCUAUUGCAGCGAACUGCAAUGAUUGAGAAACCAUCCCUGAUGGUUGUUGACGCAGUCACCAGUAAUCAGAUUUCAGGCUAUAAAAUACUGCAGAUACUGGAGACCCAUUUCGGACAACUUGAUCUCUGCGAGGCGAAUGUGAAAACUGCGGCCGAGUCCGGCAACCACGCUAUGCUAACCUUAGUAUUGGAUCGAUGUUCAAUCAGCGAGGCCACGCCAUCUGUUUUAUUAGCCGCUGCGGCCACGGGGAGUUUGGAGGUAAUGAAGCAUCUUUUGAAACUAGACAAUGCUGUUGUUACCGAAGAUAUUCUGAUUGCGGCAUCUGGAAAUCCCAGCUGUAGCAUCGACAUGCUCAGGGUGCUUUGGAACUUCGCCCCACAUAUCAAUGUGUGUCCUGAGAUGUUUUUGAAAGCUCCCAACUCUACGGAUGUUGAGUUUCUGUUUUCCCGGGUGAAAGAUUCCAAAUUAUGCCAGGAUAUUCUGAACGCAGUGAUGACAACAAAAGAGAGACCGAGCGAUUGGCCCGAUUGGGUAUCUGAGCCUGCUCUAAAUCUCAUCCUCGAGAGCGAGUUUGAAAUUGGAGUGUCCGAUGAACUUGUAAUCGAUACCUUGAAGGCAGGCCGGGGAUGGCUUUUGAAGACUUUCUUUGCCCACCGGAGAGACAUUGAAGUCUCACAGGAUAUGGUGAACACAGCAGUCGAGCUAGCAGUUGAUCUGGAGGACUAUCGGGCCCUACAAGUGCUGGUCAAGUAUGGGAAUUCGAAUGAAUUGAACCUGCACGAUGCAAGGGUUAUCCUCGAUAAUUUCCUAUGGGGCUUUAGCGAGGAGUGA
Penicillium samsonianum is the source of this 4548-nucleotide messenger RNA. Its product is annotated as Galactose oxidase/kelch beta-propeller. The record is from RefSeq and is a predicted model, not a curated record. The coding region runs from base 1 to 4548 and encodes 1515 amino acids. Lineage: Eukaryota; Fungi; Ascomycota; Eurotiomycetes; Eurotiales; Aspergillaceae. The transcript is spliced from 5 exons.